Lactuca virosa is the source of this 1182-nucleotide messenger RNA. The record is from the annotation of a GenBank genome assembly. NCBI's taxonomy places the organism in Eukaryota, Viridiplantae, Streptophyta, Magnoliopsida, Asterales, Asteraceae.
AUGUCAGACGAAAUUCCUUUCCAUGUCCAAGAGCAGAUCAUCAAAAGGCUUCCUGUCGUAUCAUUGCUUCAGUUCAGAUCCGUCUCGAAAGCAUGGAAAUCUUUGAUCGACAGCUCUAAGUUUAUCGCUGCUCACAGCGUUACUCAGUCGCAGCAUCUGCUUCUAAGGUACGAAGAUCAGGAAUUUGACACUGUUGGAAACUAUGUUUCUUUAUUAGAUGAUGACACAUUCCCUGAACAGAGGUUUGUUCAUACCCUUCCUCACUCCAUUACACAACUUAAACAGUCAAAUAUAGUCGGUAGCUCUCUCGGGUUGUUGUGCUUUCACGGUUAUAAUGAACUGGGAGAGGAUUUUUGUCCCAAAAUGGAAACUGAGACGAUUGUUCUUUGGAAUCCUUCGAUUAGAAAGUCAAUUACUGUUCCUAUGCCUAACAAGUUUAAUCUGGACCCUGAAACUGAUCUUGGUUUUGGGGUUUCCCCUGUUACUAGUGACCCUACAAUCGUUGAGAUCUCACAAUUUCACAAAACUAGCUACCAUUGUGAAGCUAAAGUUUACACUGUGAGCUCAGGCAAAUGGAGAAAUCUAUCUAGCAAUGUUCCAAGGAAACCAUUUCGUGUCUUCUGGCCUCAGGUGGUUGUUGAUAGGUUUAUAUAUUGGUGUGCUUUUGACCCGUUGACUAUGGAUAACGGGUUACCAAAUCAUAAUGUGAUAAUGUCAUUUGAUAUAAUCAAUGAGAGUUUUGGAGUUGUAGAACUCCCAGAUAGUUUAAGGCGCAUCUCUCCUACUCAGUUGUGUAUUUCUAAGGUAAGGGAUUCUAUUGUCAUGCUUGAAUAUGAUAGCUUUGUGAAACGUGCUUGUGGUGUAUGGAUGAUGGAGAAUGGUGUUGAAAAAUCAUUUACAAAGAGAUUUACUGUUGAGGCUCCACCAUAUUGGUCAAAGUCAAUAACGACACUUGGAUUUAGGAAGAGUGGUCAACCUAUAAUGGAAGUGGAAAUUGCUCAUGAUUUUUAUGAACAGAGUCAACUUGUGGUGUAUGAGCCCAACUUUGAACGCUUCAAUUAUAUUGAAAUCUAUGGAAAACCUGAAACAUUCUCUGUGCAUUCCUUCAUGGAAACACUAGUUUUGAUUGGUAGCAUCGAGGUUGAAGAUGAUGGCCACAUUGCAACGUGUAGCCUAGAAUGA